CUCACUCCUUCUGGCUUCUCUUUCAAGCUACUCUCUCUCUUCUCUCGCUCCGACCACCAGUUGUCUGUUCCUCCGGUUCUUCUUCUCCACGGAUGUCAGUUGAUAUCUGCAAGAAGAAUCCAUCGUGCGACUAUGGUUAUAUGAGCAAAGGAAGAGGUUGUGGUGUUCCUUCUUCAAACAGUAGACUUGGACUUAAAACCCUGCAAAAUUCGAUUUUGAUUUUUUAGUUGUUGUCACAUUUUUUACUCUGAGAGUUUCUCUGCAAUGGGGAAAAAUAGCUUGGCACCUGGCUUUCGGUUUCAUCCCACUGAUGUUGAACUUGUAAGAUACUACUUGAAGAGAAAAGUUCUUGGAAAAAAGUUCAUGACUAAUGCCAUUGCUGAGGUCGACAUUUACAAGUUCGAACCACCUGAUUUACCCGAGAAGUCAUGCUUAAGGACAGGAGAUCUUAAGUGGUACUUCUUCUGUCCGAGGCUUAAGAAGUAUCCCAACGGCGGUAAGGCAAACCGUUCUACUGAAUCUGGUUACUGGAAGACCACAGGGAAAGAUAGAGACGUGACUUACAAUGAUGAGGUCGUUGGAAAAAUCAGAACUCUGAUUUUUCACUACGGGAAGACGCCUCGUGGGGAACGUACUGACUGGGUCAUGCAUGAGUACAGACUUGAAGACAGAACACUGGAACAGAGGAAUAUUCCUCAGGAUACUUAUGUGAUUUGUAAACUCUUUAAGAAGAAUGGACUUGGACCAAGGCAUGGAUCUGAAUAUGGAGCUCCGUUUAAGGAUGAGGACUGGAGUGAUGAGGAAGAUAUAGAGAGUCUUGAUCCUGGUCCUAGCAAAGAAACCAGUGGAGUUGCUUCCGCAUCACACUCACAUCGUCCUGAGGAUUGUAUCACUGGAGUGAUAUCAGAAUCUUGCGUCGUCUCUGAUGUACCGCAACUAACUGCCGCCACAGUGCUUCUUCCACCUCUAGCAAGUGAUGUUGUAGCUCACACUCCCUUGCCUUCUUCUCCUCCUCCUCUUCUUGAGGUUCCUCAUGCAGUACAAGAUGACGAUGACUUUUAUUCUAUGUUGGAUCUCUUUGUUGUUGAUAACGAAGAGUCUUUACAUCUUGACGGACUCAACAACCAGUUCGAGGUGAGACAUGAGACUGAGGUUCCUGCUGUGGAGGAAGCUCCUGUUUGCUUAGAAGAUGUCGAUAUGAGCUGGAUACAAGACUUGAGCGAUGAGCUAUUCAUAGGCAUAGAGGAACUGAUUGAGCCAUCUACUCCUCCCGCUGCUCAGGGCGGUCAUCCUGGUGACUCAUGAGUCUAUAGUCAGACUUAAAACCAUUGCUGUUUUGAGAAUCCUUGUUGAUUUGCUGGCAUGGAAACAGAGACCAAAAAUUUGUGAAGCUUUAACCAGAAUGUUUAUUCUAUUGCAACC
Brassica oleracea var. oleracea is the source of this 1422-nucleotide messenger RNA. RefSeq names its product NAC domain-containing protein 82. Gene Ontology annotation, molecular function: DNA binding. The coding region runs from base 265 to 1305 and encodes 346 amino acids. The transcript has 5 exons. Gene Ontology annotation, biological process: regulation of DNA-templated transcription. The record is from RefSeq and is a predicted model, not a curated record. NCBI's taxonomy places the organism in Eukaryota, Viridiplantae, Streptophyta, Magnoliopsida, Brassicales, Brassicaceae.